AUGGCUCACUCGAAACACGCUGCUAUCGGAGUUGUGGCCUUCAUAAUUUUUAAAUUGAAGAAGUUUGGAACCAGCAAGACUCUCCCUCAUGCUGGCCGCCCGGCCAAAUUGAUCGGGGAGAAGGGCCUUGGUCAGGAGGGGACCAAGAAUCCGAUGGCUGUCACGCUGUCUCGUCACAGAGGAAGGCUGUACUUCUCUGGUCUCAGGUCUGAGGUCAAACCCUCACACCUGAGAGAGCUGGACCUGAGCUACAAUCACCCAGGAGACUCAGGAGUCAGACUGCUCUCUGCUGGACUGGAGGAUCCACACUGCAGACUGGAGAAACUCUGUGUGGAACAUGGUGGAGAGUACACAAUGAAACCUGGGCUUAGAAAAUAUGCCUGUGAUCUCACAAUGGACCCAAACACAGUACACAGACUCCUCUCUCUGUCUGAGGAGAACAGAAAGGUGACAUGGAGGAGAGAGGAGCAGCUGUAUCCUGAUCACACAGAGAGAUUUAAGGACAGGGAACAGGUGCUGUGUGGAGAGGGUCUGACUGGGCGCUGUUACUGGGAGGUAGAGUGGAGUGGAAGAGGGGCUGUUAUAGGAGUGACAUAUAAAGGAAUCAGCAGGAGAGGAGAGGGUAAUGACUGUGUCAUUGGAUUCAAUGACAGGUCUUGGAGUCUACAAUGCUCUGACAACAGUUACUAUGCAAGGCACAAUGAUAAUCUCACUACAAUAGCCAUUCCCUCCUCCAGUUCCCACAGAGUAGGAGUGUAUCUGGACUGGCCAGCCGGCACUCUGUCCUUUUACAGAGUCUCCUCUGACACACUGACCCACCUGUACACAUUCCACACCACAUUCACCGAGCCCCUCUAUCCAGGGUUUAGGGUUUGGUAUGACUCCUCAGUGUCCCUGUGUCAGGUGGUCCCUGUGUCAAACACAACAUGAUGUUUCACUCUAAUCCUGGUCAUGUUCAGGUAGGCACACUGGAGCAACAAUGUAGAAUAUCUCUCUAGUGUGUAAACAUUUGAUUGUAAAUAUUCAUGAAUACACACCAUUGAUGUUGACAGACAUUGUCAACUGGAGUCAGUCAUUAAUAGAAUGAAUCACCACACUGUGUUGUAAAAACUGUUUUCAUUUAGAAAUAAUUGAUCUUGUUGUUAUUGGGCUUCUUGGUGUUUGUACAUAUUGUUGUCUGUAGAAUAUUAAUUUGUCAACUUCUUGACACAACAAUCUUGGUUUUGUUUAAACUCAAUUCCACUGAAUGAAAUGUACAUGUGACAGAUGUAAAUAAUAAAGUUAAUCAACCAGA
Molecule: messenger RNA, 1294 nt
Organism: Oncorhynchus masou masou (cherry salmon)
Lineage: Eukaryota; Metazoa; Chordata; Actinopteri; Salmoniformes; Salmonidae
Product: stonustoxin subunit beta-like
Exons: 5
Coding region: 1-930 (309 amino acids)
Molecular function (GO): protein binding
Source: RefSeq, a predicted model, not a curated record